AUACAUACACAAACACAAUUCUGUAUGUAUCUUCGUAUUUAUUCGACUCGUGCUAUAAAUAUGCUGAAAUCGAUUCUUUCUCUUUUUGUUCUUAUUCUAUCCCCUUUCUCCUCCUCGAUUUGUGUGAUUGGAUUUUCACACAAACUGUUACUUUAUAUAUAUAUAAAAUCUUGAAUAUCAAUUUGAGGAAAAAGAGAUGGAUCACUCAGCAGAUGCAUUCCGCACGGACUUGAUGACCAUAACGAGGUUCGUGUUGAACGAGGCUUCUAAGUACCCGGAAUCUCGCGGUGAUUUUUCGAUUCUCAUCAGUAACAUUGUUCUCGGCUGUAAGUUUGUUUGUGCUGCUGUUAACAAGGCCGGGUUAGCCAAGCUCAUUGGACUUGCUGGUGAGACCAAUGUUCAGGGCGAGGAACAAAAGAAACUGGAUGUGCUCUCGAAUGAAGUUUUUGUCAAGGCCUUGGUCAGCAGUGGCCGGACAUGCAUCCUUGUCUCUGAAGAAGAUGAAGAGGCGACUUUUGUAGAGACAACCAAGAGGGGAAGGUAUUGUGUUGUUUUUGAUCCGUUGGAUGGAUCCUCAAACAUUGACUGUGGUGUUUCAAUUGGAACUAUAUUUGGGAUCUAUAUGAUGAAUGAUGGAGAAGAACCUACUUUAGAAGGUGCAUUGCAACCUGGGAAGAAUAUGGUGGCUGCUGGUUACUGCAUGUAUGGGAGCUCAUGCACGUUUGUGAUGAGCACUGGAUCUGGAGUGAAUGGCUUUACCCUUGAUCCAUCUUUGGGGGAGUUCAUCCUCACCCAUCCAGACAUUAGGAUCCCAAAAAAAGGAAAGAUAUAUUCAGUGAAUGAAGGAAAUGCAAAGAAUUGGGAUGGACCAACAGCAAAGUAUGUGGAGAAGUGCAAGUUCCCUACAGAUGGUUCACCGGCAAAAUCUCUAAGAUACAUCGGAAGCAUGGUAGCAGAUGUUCAUCGCACUUUACUCUAUGGUGGUAUAUUUUUGUACCCUGCCGAUAAGAAAAGCCCCACUGGUAAACUAAGGGUCCUCUAUGAAGUCUUCCCCAUGUCUUUCUUGAUGGAGCAAGCUGGAGGUCAGUCAUUUACCGGCAAGGAAAGGUCGCUGGACUUGGUACCGAAGCAUAUUCAUGAGAGGUCUCCUAUAUUUCUUGGUAGCUACGACGAUGUUGAAGAAAUCAAAGCCCUGUAUGCUGCUGAAGCAAAAAAUUCGUAGUCCUUUCGUGUAAAGAUGGAAGUUGAAAUAUGUGUUGCAGUUAAUCUGCUGAUACUUACUGAAUUAUAUAUUCAAUGGUAGAACCUGAUCUUUCAUGAAGAUGUAUUAGUACAUUAAUAAACUCUUCUCUAAUUAUGACAGGUAUGCCGUUGACACAAAUAUAAAAUGUUGUAGUACAUAUUGGGAA
Daucus carota subsp. sativus is the source of this 1409-nucleotide messenger RNA. RefSeq names its product fructose-1,6-bisphosphatase, cytosolic. The coding region runs from base 197 to 1222 and encodes 341 amino acids. Gene Ontology annotation, molecular function: fructose 1,6-bisphosphate 1-phosphatase activity. Gene Ontology annotation, cellular component: cytosol; cytoplasm. Gene Ontology annotation, biological process: fructose 6-phosphate metabolic process; fructose 1,6-bisphosphate metabolic process; sucrose biosynthetic process. The record is from RefSeq and is a predicted model, not a curated record. NCBI's taxonomy places the organism in Eukaryota, Viridiplantae, Streptophyta, Magnoliopsida, Apiales, Apiaceae. The transcript is spliced from 12 exons.